GAUAGCUCUUCCUUCAGUAGCUUCCUUCAGUAGCUAUUUUAAAGAACCUCAAGUGAAAGGAACUGAACCAGAUCUAGAACUCCGACCUCCUCCCUCACCUCCCUGCCCCUCACCAGCUGCUUCUUGUCAAGUGAUCAGGCUGUCACUAGCGUCUGCAGGGUAAGGUUUCAGGUCAGUCAGAGUGUAUAAAGAUAGGUGCCAAGCCGGAGGCAGCAAAGACAGCCGUGAAUGGCCAGGGAGCAAUCAGAGUCCUGUUGCCACCUCCUGAGAUGGAGCCCUAAGGAGGUCCUGCGCUUCCCCUACCCCUGCUGGACUCAGAGAGAGUGGAAGGAAGGAAGAGAAGGGGGGGACAGAGAGAGAGAAACAUCAGUGUGAGAGACACAUCAACUGGUACCUCUCUCACGCGCCCCAACCAGAGGCAGGGAGUGAACCUGAAAACAAGCCAGGCUCAGCUGUGCAGACACAGGACCUCUACACCAUCCUCCCAAGAAACCGGAUCCUUCUUGGACUCCGUCAGGAAGGCAACGUAGAAAGGCAGCACUGGUUCCAUCUGCCUCCGCUGGCCUGUCUCCACAGCCUCCUCCCUGCGAAAGCCCAGGGCUGCAGAGCCACCUCUCUCCGCAGAUCUGAACUGGGCCCUCAAGGGACUGGGAGAAACAUCUGGGACCAUGGUUGGACUAAAGCCUUCAGAGAUGCCUCCGACAACAGCUGUGAAGUUCCUGGGGGCGGGCAUGGCGGCCUGUUUUGCUGACCUCCUCACCUUUCCACUGGACACAGCCAAGGUCCGCCUGCAGAUCCAGGGGGAGAACCAGGCAUCCCAGGCGGCCCGGAGCGUCCAGUACCGUGGCGUGCUGGGCACCAUCCUGACCAUGGUGCGCACCGAAGGCCUCCGCAGCCCCUACAGCGGGCUGGUCGCCGGCCUGCAGCGCCAGAUGAGCUUCGCCUCCAUCCGCAUCGGCCUCUACGACUCUGUCAAGCAGCUGUACACGCCCACAGGAUCAGACCACUCCAGCAUCGCCACCCGGAUUUUGGCGGGCUGCACCACAGGGGCCAUGGCGGUAACCUGUGCCCAGCCCACAGAUGUGGUGAAGGUCCGAUUUCAGGCCAACAAGCACUUUGGGCCGGGAGGCAACAAGAAGUACAGUGGGACAAUGGAUGCCUACCGGACCAUCGCGCGGGAGGAGGGGCUCGGGGGCCUGUGGAAAGGAACUUUCCCCAACAUCACGAGGAAUGCCAUCGUCAACUGUGCUGAGAUGGUGACCUACGACGUCAUCAAGGAGAAGCUGCUGGACUAUCACCUGUUUACCGACAACUUCCCCUGCCACUUUGUCUCUGCCUUUGGAGCCGGUUUCUGUGCCACAGUGGUGGCCUCCCCAGUGGACGUGGUGAAGACCCGGUAUAUGAACUCGCUCCCAGGCCAGUACCGCAGCCCCCUGGACUGUAUGCUGAAGAUGGUGGCCCAGGAGGGCCCCUCAGCCUUCUACAAGGGAUUUACACCCUCCUUUUUGCGACUGGGAAUCUGGAACGUGGUGAUGUUUGUCACCUAUGAGCAGCUGAAACGGGCCCUGAUGAACGUCCAGAUGCUACGGGAAUCUCCGUUUUGAAUAGGUCAGGCCACUUGGAUGCAACUGGAACAAAAUCAGUUAAGAAUGGAAUAAAGCAGUGGGUCCACGCACACGGGCACAGACCCACACAUGUUUACAGAGCUGUUUACUUGCUGACGACUCAAGAAACAGAAGGAGAAGAGGAGGAAGGAGUCUGGUCUUCAGUGCAUUGUCUUUUUCUUUUUUUUUCUUUUUUUCCCUCUUUCUUUUUUUCAGUGUGUUGUCUUAACGUUUUUGUUUUGCACUGAUAAGAUAGCAAAUAAAUUAUAUUAAUUUUUGAAACCCAGUAGGUUGGAUGCCUAACAUUUAGGCAAGAAAAAAUAAGCCAAACAGAUCCAUUUGGAUAAAUUGGAAGAUUGUAAACUGGAAAAUCUGAUUAGACAAUGAAAGAAAAGACUGCAAGCAUUGGUCGGGAGUGGCACAUGAUAGCUUGGCAACCGGCUCAGGAACCUGGAGGGACAUUGCCAAAGCAACAUAAAGCUUGUGCCCGCAGCCUUUGAUUAACCAUGGACCACCGGCCGUCUGUGUAAUGUGUCUGCUAUAUCGAAUCCACUGGGAUUCUAGGAAACAUGAGGAAAAAAGAGAAAACCUGGAAUUUGUACCAAAGGAGCACUGCUGGGCCAGUAAUAAUGUGGAUCAACUUCAUUCACAAUGAUAGAAUGUUUAAUCUGUAAACAGAUUUAAAAGUACUUUGGAUCCACAAAAGAUACUCUUAUCACAGGAUGGAAAGGAAAGCAGGAGUCCGGAACAAGAAGCUUUGUCAGCUCUGAUGCUGAUAAAAAUAGUCAAGAUCCAGCUGACACAGCCAGUAUAAGCAGUUUGGGUCUGUCUACAGGAUACACAAAGCUUAUUGAUUUCCUAUUUGAUUAAACUCUCAACUUUUUAAUGAUGAGAAAUCUUUCAUCAAAAGUUGGCAAAUUCUCA
Myotis daubentonii (Daubenton's bat) is the source of this 2528-nucleotide messenger RNA. It is a transcript of the gene UCP3, whose product is annotated as uncoupling protein 3. The record is from RefSeq and is a predicted model, not a curated record. Gene Ontology annotation, biological process: transmembrane transport. NCBI's taxonomy places the organism in Eukaryota, Metazoa, Chordata, Mammalia, Chiroptera, Vespertilionidae.